Molecule: messenger RNA, 1545 nt
Organism: Nerophis lumbriciformis (worm pipefish)
Lineage: Eukaryota; Metazoa; Chordata; Actinopteri; Syngnathiformes; Syngnathidae
Source: RefSeq, a predicted model, not a curated record
AUGGCGGCCAGAGGGGGCUUUCAGUCAGCACCAGCCGGUGGAGGAGGAGGCGUAAUGGGUCCCGGACCUCCAGUACCGGGCGCGGGGCCAGGCAUGGGCCCAGGGACUCCCUCUGGAAGGAUGGGACCGUCACCGGCCGCGCAGAAUCACAUGUACCGCUCCCCAAUGCCCGGGCCUGGGUACCCGAGACCAGGCAUGCCUCCAUCUAGCCGCAUGACCCCGCAGGGACCCGCCAUGGGCCCCCCAGGCUACGGCGGCAGUCCGGUGUCACGCCCGGGGAUGCCCGGCGUGAUGGACCCGUCUCGCAAGAGGCCCGCCCCGCAGCAGAUCCAGCAGGUUCAGCAGCAGAGCCGCAACCAGCAUACGAAGAAAAAGAAGAUGGCUGAUAAAAUUCUACCUCAGAGAAUCAGGGAACUGGUCCCGGAGUCUCAGGCUUACAUGGAUCUCUUAGCCUUUGAGAGGAAGCUGGACCAGACCAUUAUGCGCAAAAGGUUGGACAUCCAGGAGGCCCUCAAAAGGCCCAUCAAGCAAAAGAGAAAGCUUCGUAUCUUCAUAUCAAACACCUUCAAUCCAGCCAAACCUGAUGCUGAGGAUGGCGAAGGCACUGUUGCAUCAUGGGAGCUUCGUGUGGAGGGGCGUCUGCUGGAAGAUACAGCUGUAUCCAAGUAUGAAGCCACGAAACAGAAGAGAAAGUUCUCCUCCUUCUUCAAGUCUCUGGUGAUAGAAUUGGACAAGGACCUUUAUGGUCCAGAUAAUCAUCUUGUGGAAUGGCACAGAACGGCGACCACCCAGGAGACAGACGGCUUCCAGGUAAAGCGGCCCGGCGACGUUGGCGUUCGCUGCACCGUCUUGCUCAUGCUGGAUUACCAGCCGCCGCAGUUUAAGCUGGAUCCUCGCCUGGCUCGCAUGCUGGGCAUCCACACCCAAACGCGACCAGUCAUCAUCCAAGCAUUGUGGCAGUACGUCAAGACUCACAAGCUGCAGGACCCCCACGAGAGGGAGUUCAUCAAUUGCGAUAAGUACCUUCAGCAGAUCUUCGAAACCCAAAGGAUGAAGUUUUCCGAAAUCCCGCAGCGCCUUCACGCGCUGCUGAUGCCUCCUGAGCCCAUAAUCAUUAACCAUGUCAUCAGUGUGGACCCCAACGACCAAAAGAAAACGGCGUGCUAUGACAUUGACGUGGAGGUGGAUGACACUCUGAAGACCCAGAUGAACUCCUUUCUGUUGUCGACUGCCAGUCAGCAGGAGAUCGCAGGCUUGGACAACAAGAUCCACGAAACCAUCGAGACCAUCAAUCACCUGAAGACCCAGCGAGAAUUCAUGCUCAGCUUCGCCAGAGACCCUCAGGGCUUCAUCAAUGACUGGCUGCAGUCGCAGUGCAGAGACCUCAAGACCAUGACGGACGUAGUGAGCAACCCCGAGGAAGAGAGACGGGCCGAGUUCUACUACCAACCGUGGGCUCAGGAGGCCGUGUGCCGCUACUUCUACUCCAAGGUGCAGCAGAGACGGCAGGAACUGGAGCAGGCACUCGGAAUCAGGAACACCUAA